Messenger RNA from Coregonus sp. 'balchen', 9803 nucleotides. The record is from the annotation of a GenBank genome assembly. NCBI's taxonomy places the organism in Eukaryota, Metazoa, Chordata, Actinopteri, Salmoniformes, Salmonidae.
AUGGAUGUCUUAUCAAAUCUGAUGGGUUCUAGAGCAUGGGGCUGUCUGUACAGACGAGGUACACCAACGAUCAGUGUUGGGAGCAUUACUAUUCCCUGUCAGAGUGUGGGUACCCCAAGGAUCAGUGUUGGGAGCAUUACCAUUCCCAGUCAGAGCGGGUAGGCGAGGGGUUUACACAGUGCCACAGAAGGUAAAGGUUGGGUAGUUAGGGGGAUUGGGAUGUUGUUUUUAAUGCUUGCCAACAUUCCUUGCCUUUAGAUAACAAAAAGCUAUAUUAAAAUAUUUUUGACAAAUGUUUGAAUAUGUGAAAUAAUCUCCAUGUUUGACACAGGCUGUGAUAAAUUAGUGUUAAUGUUAUCUUUAUGAUUGACUAACUUUCUCUCCUCCUGUCUCCUCUGAAGACCCCAUGCACGGCCCCCGAAGACUGGAGGUGGUGGACAUCAAGUCCAAGCAGAUCACAGUGCGCUGGGAGCCCUUCGGCUACAACGUGACUCGCUGCCACAGCUACAACCUGACUGUCCAGUACCGCUACCGGUCUGGCGGCAAGGAGGAGACCCGGGAGGAGGUGUGCUACGACACCCUGAGUGUGGCUCCGCAGCACACCAUCCGGAACCUGUCGCCCUACACCAACGUCAGCGUCAAGCUGGUGCUGAGGAACCCAGAGGGCAUCAAGCAGAGCACGGACGUGGACGUGCUGACUGACGAGGAUGGUGGGUGUACCGAGAGAGGGAGACCUGGUGGGGGGGGGGAAGAGCGAGGGGGGGGGGGGAGAGCGAGAGGGGUGGGGAGAGUGAGAGAGUGGGAGGGAGAGAGCUAGAGGAGAGGGAGGGAGAGAGCUAGAGGGGAGGGGGAGGGAGAGGGUGGGGGAGAGAGCGAGAGGCUAGGUGGAGAGAGCUAGAGAGGGGGGGAGGGAGAUGCUGGGGGGAGAGAGCGAGAUGCUGGGGGGGGGAGAGAGCGAGAGGCUGGGGGGGGAGAGAGCGAGAGGGUGUGGGGGAGAGAGCGAGAGGGUGGGGGGGGGAGAGAGAAUGGGAAGAAGAGAGAGGGAAGGAAGGAGAUAGUGAAAGAAAUUGAAAUAUAAUUGAUUCCAACUCUGCCCUGCCAACACUUCCAACAUUCAUCUUUUCAAGGUCAUCAUUGGGGCCUAAGAGCGCACAAAAGCAUGAGGGCUUGUGUUUCAAUAAGGGAAAGAUAGUUAUUUGAAAGCACUUACAUUACCUCCUUUUGAUACGUACACCUACAUCUACUUCUGUGAUGCUUCCUUUGUUUGUUUCCUCCUUGUAGUUUGAAGAAAUAAAGAGUCAAGGCCAUUUGAAAAUUACAAUCUCACUCUGCUCCUCAAUAGCCCUUUGGAGGUUAUUCAAAUUGAUAUCAAAUGUUCAAAGGACCUCUAAUGGAAUUAUCUGUGUGAUAACAAAUUUAACUUUUCCACGAGUAUAGGAGGUGCAUUUAAGUUGCACCUCUUUUCAAAAAGAAAUGUAGAAACUAGAAACCUUUGACCCUGUUAUGAGUAAGGAAAUGGAAUGGUUUGCUUUCCUUUCAUUUAACUUUUUUGCCAGUGAGUCCAUACAUUCUCUAGCUGUCCUUCACCCUAAUGCUAAUUUGUUAUGCUUCUGAUUCAAUAUACAACAGAGCGCUGCAUCAGUUUACUGUAGUGUACCUACAGCCACGCUGUAAAGCCCCUGUAUCAGUUUACUGUAGUGUACCUACAGCCACGCUGUAAAGCCUCUGUAUCAGUUUACUGUAGUGUACCUACAGCCACGCUGUAAAGCCUCUGUAUCAGUUUACUGUAGUGUACCUACAGCCACGCUGUAAAGCCUCUGUAUCAGUUUACUGUAGGUUACCUACAGCCACGCUGAAAAGCCUCUGUAUCAGUUUACUGUAGUGUACCUACAGCCACGCUGUAAAGCCUCUGUAUCAGUUUACUGUAGUGUACCUACAGCCACGCUGUAAAGCCUCUGUAUCAGUUUACUGUAGUGUACCUACAGCCACGCUGUAAAGCCUCUGUAUCAGUUUACUGUAGUGUACCUACAGCCACGCUGUAAAGCCUCUGUAUCAGUUUACUGUAGUGUACCUACAGCCACGCUGUAAAGCCUCUGUAUCAGUUUACUGUAGUGUACCUACAGCCACGCUGUAAAGCCUCUGUAUCAGUUUACUGUAGUGUACCUACAGCCACGCUGUAAAGCCCCUGUAUCAGUUUACUGUAGUGUAUCUACAGCCACGCUGUAAAGCCUCUGUAUCAGUUUACUGUAGUGUAUCUACAGCAAUGCUGUCAAGUCAAUAAAGGAAAACAAACCAUGCUGUGCUCUCACAGCUUUUAGGAGGUUCCAUCAAAUGUGUCUUAUUGAAGUAGUUGAAAGAGACAAUAUCAGAACAUCCAGCUUGACUAAAUGUACUGUACAGACGUUUCAGGACCUCACUGGGGUCAGGGAGAAUGAAUAGACCGACAGCUGCACAACCAUGACCGCCCUGCUCCCCCAUGAGACCUCAGGUGAUCCUUUUCACCAAACCGUUCAAGUGCGGUCUGGAGCAAGUUCGCCGCCAACCAACCACCCAAUCUAUGGGAAUCACGAUGUCGAUUUAUGAUAGUAAUAGGAUGUUGAAGUGGCUCAAUAUCGAAAAUGGUCGAUAUUUAAUUUGCUCUGAAUUUAUUUCCCCCUCUUCCCUCUCCUCCUUAGUGCCUGGUGCUGUGCCACUCGAGUCCAUCCAGGGGAGCACGUACGAGGAGAAGAUCGCCCUGCGAUGGCGCGAGCCCGUCCAGACCUACGGUAUCAUUAAGCAGUAUGAGGUAAGAUAAGCGUGAGCCCGUCCAGACCUACAUUAUCAUUAAGCAGUAUGAGGUAAGAUCAUCUUGGAAACUGCCGAGCCCAUCCGCCCACCCAGGCCCAGCUCUCGUUCUCUCUGUCUCCCCCCCCCCCCCCCCCCCCCCCCUCGGUCUCUGUCUCUUUCUCUGUGUGUCUCUCUGUUUCUCGCUCUCUGUCAAUUCAAUUCAAAGAGGCUUUAUUAGCAUGGGAAACAUGUGUUUUCAUUGCCAAAGCAAGUGGAAUAGACAAUAAGCAAAUGGGAAAUUAACAGUCAACAUUACACUCACAAAAGUUUUAAUAGAAUAGAGACAUUUCAAAUGUUAUAUUAUUUAUUAUGUACAGUGUUGUAACGAUGUGCAAAUAGUUGAAGUAUGAAAGGGAAAAUAAACAGAUAAUUAUAGGUUGUAUUAACAAUGGUGUUUGUACUCCACUGCUUGCCCUUUUCUUGUGGCAACAGGUCGUACAUCUUGCUGCUGUGGUGGCACAAUGUGGUAUUUCACCUAAUAGAUAUGGGAGUUUAUCAAGAUUGGUUUUGGUUUCAAAUUCUUUGUGGGUCUGUGUAAUCUCAGGGAAAUAUGUGUCUCUAUAUUUGGCAGGUUAGGAAGUGCAGCUCUGUUUCCACCUCAUUUUGUUGGCAGCCUCUGUCAAUAGCAAGGCCAUGCUCACUGAGUCUGUACAUAGUCAAGGAUUUUCUUAAUUGUGGGUCAGGCACGGUGGUCAGAUAUUCUGCUACUGUGUACUCUCUAUUUAGGGCCAAAUAACAUUCCAGUUUGCUCUGCUUUUCUGUUGAUUUUUUUCCAAUGUGCCAAGUAAUUAUAUUUUUGUUUUCUCAUGGUUGGGUCUAAUUGUGUUUCUUGACAUUUUCUCAGGACAUUGUUUUCACUGAGGAAAUGUAGGAGUCUGCUAUUAAUGAUAAUGCAGACGAUUUUCCCAAGGUUGCUGUUGACGCAUAUCCCACAGUAGUUAUUGGGGUCGAAUUUGUCUCCACUUUUGUGGAUUGGGGUGAUCAGUCCUUGGUUCCAAGUACUGGGUAAGAUGCCAGAGCUGAGGAUGAUGUUUAAGUAUAGACAAUUGAAAUUUGUGGUCUGUAUAUUUGAUCAUUUCAUUUAGGAGACCAUCAACACCACAGGCCUUUUUUUUUGAUUGAAGGGUUUGUAUUUUGUCAUGUAGUUCAUUCAAUGUAAUUGGAGAAUCCAGUGGGUUCUGGUAGUCUUUUUAAUAGCUAACUCUAAAAUGUUUAAUUGAUCAUGUAUAUGUUUUGGCUGUUUGUUCUUUGUUAUAGGGCCAACAAGAUUGGAGAAGUGGUUUAUCCAUACAUCUCCAUUUUGGAUAGAUAGCUCUUCCUUUUGUUGUUUUAGUGUGUUCCAAUUUUCUCAGAAGUGGUUAGAUUCUAUGGAUUCUUCAAUUACAUUGAGCUGAUUUCUGACGUGCUGUUCCUUGUGUAUUUUUGCACUGUUUUAGUGUUUCACCAUAGAGUACCACAGUAUGAUAAGUAUGCCAAAUACACUGCUCAAAAAAAUAAAUGGAACACUAAAAUAACACAUCCUAGAUCUGAAUGAAUGAAAUAAUCUUAUUAAAUACUUUUUUCUUUACAUAGUUGAAUGUGCUGACAACAAAAUCACACAAAAAUUAUCAAUGGAAAUCAAAUUUAUCAACCCAUGGAGGUCUGGAUUUGGAGUAACCCUCAAAAUUAAAGUGGAAAACCACACUACAGGGUGAUCCAACUUUGAUGUAAUGUCCUUAAAACAAGUCAAAAUGAGGCUCAGUAGUGUGUGUGGCCUCCAUGUGCCUGUAUGACCUCCCUACAACGCCUGGGCAUGCUCCUGAUGAGGUGGCGGAUGGUCUCCUGAGGGAUCUCCUCCCAGGCCUGGACUAAAGCAUCCGCCAACUCCUGGACAGUCUGUGGUGCAACGUGGCGUUGGUGGAUGGAGCGAGGCAUGAUGUCCCAGAUGUGCUCAAUUGGAUUCAGGUCUGGGGAACGGGCGGGCCAGUCCAUAGCAUCAAUGCCUUCCUCUUGCAGGAACUGCUGACAUACUCCAGCCACAUGAGGUCUAGUAUUGUCUUGCAUUAGGAGGAACCCAGGGCCAACCGCACCAGCAUAUGGUCUCACAAGGGGUCUGAGGAUCUCAUCUCGGUACCUAAUGGCAGUCAGGCUACCUCUGGCGAGCACAUGGAGGGCUGUGCGGCCCCCCCAAAGAAAUGCCACCCCCCACACCAUGACUGACCCACCGCCAAACCGGUCAUGCUGGAGGAUGUUGCAGGCAGCAGAACGUUCUCCACGGCGUCUCCAGACUCUGUCACGUCUGUCACAUGUGCUCAGUGUGAACCUGCUUCCAUCUGUGAAGAGCACAGGGCGCCAGUGGCGAAUUUGCCAAUCUUGGUGUUCUCUGGCAAAUGCCAAACGUCCUGCACGGUGUUGGGCUGUAAGCACAACCCCCACCUAUGGACGUCGGGCCCUCAUACCACCCUCAUGGAGUCUGUUUCUGACCGUUUGAGCAGACACGUGCACAUUUGUGGCCUGCUGGAGGUCAUUUUGCAGGGCUCUGGCAGUGCUCCUCCUGCUCCUCCUUGCACAAAGGCGGAGGUAGCAGUCCUGCUGAUAGGUUGUUGCCCUCCUACGGCCUCCUCCACGUCUCCUGAUGUACUGGCCUGUCUCCUGGUAGCGCCUCCAUGCUCUGGACACUACGCUGACAGACACAGCAAACCUUCUUGCCACAGCUCGCAUUGAUGUGCCAUCCUGGAUGAGCUGCACUACCUGAGCCACUUGUGUGGGGGUUGUAGACUCCGUCUCAUGCUACCACUAGAGUGAAAGCACCGCCAGCAUUCAAAAGUGACCAAAACAUCAGCCAGGAAGCAUAGGAACUGAGAAGUGGUCUGUGGUCACCACCUGCAAAACCAGUCCUUUAUUGGGGGUGUCUUGCUAAUUGCCUAUAAUUUCCACCUGUUGUCUAUUCCAUUUGCACAACAGCAUGUGACAUUUAUUGUCAAUCAGUGUUGCUUCCUAAGUGGACAGUUUGAUUUCACAGAAGUGUGAUUGACUUGGAGUUACAUUGUGUUGUUUAAGUGUUCCCUUUAUUUUUUUGAGCAAUGUAUAUUGUUAAAAGUCAACUUGUCCAAGAGAGAUUUUACAUGGUUAUCAAAACGUUACGUCAGGGUAAGCCUACACGAAACACAGCCCUUAUUUUAAGUGUUUCCAAAAUGGGAAAAAUGAAUGGUGGAAAAACAAUUGGAACCAUUUCCCUGUUUGACCGCUAGGUUUUAUGGGUAUUAUAACAUCUCCACUGUGGGGCUCUAUAGUGAAGGCGUAGGCUCAGGUUUUCUGGGUCUCUGUGUUUUUGGUUGGAUAGGUUCCUCAAUUCCUUUCUUAGGUUUUUGCAUUCUUCAUCAAACCAUUUGUCAUUGUUGUUCAUUUUCUUAGGUUGUCUGGUUGAAAUGUUUAGAUUUGAUAGGGAAGCUGAGAGGUCAAAUGUACUAUUUAGGCUUUCUACUGCCAAGUUUACCCCUUCACUUUUGCAGUGAAACAUUUUGUCCAGGAAGUUGUCUAAAAGGGAUUGAAAUUGGUGUUGGCUAAUUGUUUUCUGGUAGGUUUCUGCUCUCUUUCUCUCUCUGUGUCUCUCGCUCUCUCUCUCGCUCUCUCUCUGUCUCGCUCUCUCUCUGUGUCUCGCUCUCUCUCUGUGUCUCGCUCUCUCUCUGUGUCUCGCUCUGUCUGUGUCUCGCUCCGUCUGUGUCUCGCUCUCUCUGUCUCGCUCUCUGUGUCUCUCUCUCUGUCUCUCUCUCUGUGUCUCUCCAUCUGUCUCUCUCCGUCUGUCUCUCUCCGUCUGUGUCUCUCUCUGUCUUCCUCUGUCUGUCUUUCUCUCUCGGUCUCGCUCGCUCUCUGUCUGUCUGUCUUUCUCUCGCUCGCUCUCUGUCUGUAUCUCUGUCUCUGUCUGUCUGUCUGUCUGUCUCUGUCUGUCUCUCUCUCUCUCUCUGUCUCUCUCUCUCUCUCUCUCUGUCUCUCUCUCUGUCUCUCUCUCUCUCUCUCUCAACACAUCCAUCUUGUGCCUGGCAGGAGCCGGGCGGCUUCCAUCUUUCAUUCACUCCGGGCCCUUAAUUAUCUAAUAAAUCCAACCUAAUAACCUUAAGGCCUGCACGCACUGAGGCUUGUUAACACAAUCUAUUACCCGCUGAACCCCCUCCGACAGCACUCCGACAGCACUCCCAAAACCAUCUCAGCCCUGUGCCCCAGAGUGGAGCUCGUAAUACAACUGACAAGGAAUUAAACAAGUUUCUCCAACAACCAGGGAGGAAAUUAAAGUUACAACUUGGGGCCUUGUUCAAUCAGACUCCCGUAUUCCAAGUUUUGGGGAUAAGUCAAAAGUAUAAUUGUUUCUCUGAGUUAGUGAGUAUGCACAAGUCAGCAGUGUGGCAGAACGGGAUACCUCUUUUAUUGAAUAUUACUGAAGUAUCUCUUCCUUGUGAUAUGUUCUCAUAAAUCAAUUGUGAGUCAAUCAGAGAAUAUACAGUAUGAUCUUCAAAGAUGGAAGGGACCAAACGUAUGAUUGUAGCGAACACUGUUAAAAUAGGCAGUUAACAACCGUAGAGUUAUUCCUCAAGCUGCUGGAAUAGAAACUGGAGGCAUACAGUAGUUGAGCCUGGUUGUCAUAGGACCUUUAACAGGAGCGUGGGGCAUACCUUAGACAGGGUGAAACAUGCUGCACUUCAUCUGUCUGACAUCAUCCAGUAUUUAUAAAGAUUGCAGACUUUUGAAAUACCCUUCAACAACACUGUGGUGUCAAGACGGAAACAUCUGGCCCUCUUCAACAUUUGCACAACCUCAAAAUAACUUUCACAACUUAAUAACUGUUUGAGUCUUAUAGCUGUGUGGUUUCCUAUAAUCCACAUUUGUACAUAAAACAAUUGUUGUAAAGCACUGUACAUGUGCAUAGGCUACUGUAGUCCUACAUGUUUCUCCCAUCGCAGCGUUUGACUUGCGUUUGACAUGCACUUCCGCUCGUCACACAAUGCGACGUUAGAGGCUUUUUAGUGCGUUCAAAAGAGCCAUUGUACCAGAACCCAAUUUAUGCAAAAAUUAUCCAAUUAAGCUGUCAGGUAUGCACAUAAUUAAAUUAUAUUCUGUCACUUCCACCCCCUGUAACUCUGAGCUGGGAUUGUGAUCCAGUUGGACAAAUCAAACGUUUUUUUCUGCCUCAUUAGACUGAUGGAGUCAACCCCAUUAUUACUAUCAUUCGCUGACAUUCAGCUUGUCUCAUAUGCUCUUCAGUAUUUGACUGUGAGCCAUGCACCUCUCACUCCAAAACAGCUUUUUGUUCAGGGUUGUCACAUCUUUAUUGUGCUUUGUCUCAGUUCGGCAAUUGUAGUGUGGGCUCGUUCUUUGGGGCAUUGCCUUGAAGAUGUACAGGUGGCCCUUGCGUUCAGAUGAAUUCAGGGCUAUUCUAUUAUGACUGGUGGUACAAGCAAACUUUUAUUGUCAUAAGUCAUUAAGUACUUCAAUAGCUCUGUAUGUAGGACUACCUAGGAGUUGUUCACUAGGAAAUGUUGUUUCUGUUUCUGUUCAUUGCAAGUGUGUCAUUCAUUGUUUGGAGCAGAUUUGCCAAGGUGAAGGUGUCAUCAUACCAUUCAGUGUUGCCUUGUGUGGCACUGACCAAAACAUGACCAAAGUCACCAUGGUGACUUCCCCUGUUCCUUUUCCUAACUGAACCCUAUCUAAUCCUCCUUUCCCAACCCCUUUCUAAACUGAAAAUCCCUCACCCCACCAAUCAGCCUUGUGUGUGAUAAUACUGCUCAACGCUAGCUAUCUAGCCUUUUUAAAUGAUCCAGAUGCGUUCCUUCUUCCCUCCCUGCCUCCCUCCCGCCCUCCUGAUGAAGUCCUGAGCAGCAGCAUUUCACACCUGAUGGAUACAAAUGGCCGCCACCGCACUCCAACACUCCCCAUUGUGCUUCUUAAUUGGGAAUCAGAACUGAAUAAUAAUGGCGCUUUCUAAUAGGGGAGACCGAAUGAUUUAUUUAAAUGAAGCUUUCCAAGAGAGAGAGCACUCCCUUUCAGAAAGAAAUUCCCGGGGCUCCAAUCUCCUGCUCGAUGGAAUGGGAUGGGGGGGUUUAGAAUAAAACAACAGUUUCCCACCCCCCGCCCAAACUCUCGCUUAUUCAAUCCAUCACGGAAAUGACAUUGGAGCUGAGCGUUAUCUCUCUGCAGUUUUGCCCACAAGUUCCUCCCUUUCCAACAUUGUGACAGACUUGAAUGAAGCUUCUAUGGAAAGUUCAGGCCUUGUUUCACUAUCAAGGGCUCUGGAUGCAACUCUAACUUCGUGCUCCAACUCUUUCAGCAUUGUAGUACAUUAUAGUUUUAUAGAUGUACCCCAUUAUCCUUACCAUACACCAAAACUAACCAUAGCUAUGACCAUAGCAAGCCUGACGCUAGUUUUGAAACAUAGAUAUAAACUUGUCAUCUCCAAUCAUCUAAUCUAGCUUGUGUCAAUCCACAGAUCUCCUACAAGGCCUUGAGCUCCUUCGACACAGAGUUUGACCUGACCAACCAGAGCGGCAAGGUGUUUAAGUUCAGCAACGAGACGUCCCACGUGUUCGUAGGUCUCUACCCCGGCUCCACCUACUCCUUCACCAUCCGGGCCAGCACCGUCAAGGGAUUCGGACCCCCCAUCAUCACCCAGUUCACCACCAAGAUCUCAGGUGAGUAGAAACAAUGACCAGGACCAACUAACCAAUAAUCCUGGACAACAUGUACUGUAGAGCCCUAAAUCCUCCAGGAGAUCCCCAGUAAUCUAUAGCAGUGUUUGUUGUUCCUGGUUGUCUGCAUUUGUGUGUACUUGCUGUUAUGGCUCUGUCUGUCUGUAUUUGUCAGUCAAAUCACACUCUCCUGUGCUCCUGUGUCCCCCCCCAGCUCCGUUGAUGCCAGGCUAUGACCAGGAGACUCCCCUGAACCAGACAGACAGCACGGUCACUGUCCUGCUGAAGCCUGCCCAGAGCCAAGGCGCCCCUGUCAGGUAG